GCCCAAAGAAAUUGGCUUUGUUAACUUGACAAAUCAAUCUCCGCAAUUACCGUUGAGCUUCGCACUACCUUGUUUAGCAGAAAAAGCCCAGAUAUUUCUUUCUGUUAUUAUCAUCCAAAAAUACAAAAACAAAAACUUCGAUUUCAUCUCUACACUUCUUUUAAAAGAGAUCUCAAGGCGUCAAAACCUAGAAUCCGCUCAUCAUCUUCUUCUUUUUUUUUUUUUUUAUUUACAAUUCCAAUCUCUCUCUUAUCUUUGUUUACAUUUAUUUUCUUCUCUUUGCUGUCUCAAAGGAAAAGAUAUGUCUUCUCCCAGAAAAACAAUGCAUGAUCCUUUCAAAUUCUGGAAAUUCCUGGUUUUUCCGACAGUUAAAGCCGCUGAUAUCUUCUCUUUAUUCGUUAAAGCAACUCUUCUUGUGGGCACUGUUGUUUCAAUCUCUCUCCUUUUUUACUCUGCUUUUUCUAAUCAAUCCCAGUGGUUUUCUUGUCCUCAAUGCGAUCGAGUUUUACUAUACGGUCACCGGAAGUUAUUCAAGAGUAAUAACGCUUCUGGCGAUAACUAUCAAGAAACAAAUGUAUCCCAUAUUUUAUUUGGCAUUGGUGGGUCUGCAAAGACAUGGAAUCAGCGGCGGCACUACUGUGAGCUAUGGUGGAGGCCUGAAAUUACUCGAGGUUAUGUUUGGCUUGACGAGAAACCUCCAGAGACAGAAGAGUGGCCGAAAACCUCCCCUCCUUAUAAAGUCUCGGAGGAUACAUCGAUGUUCAAGUACAACUGCUCGUAUGGUUCUCGCUCUGCUCUGCAUAUUGCACGGAUUGUUAAAGAAAGCUUUGAGCUGGGAUUUGAUAACGUGAGGUGGUUUGUGAUGGGAGAUGAUGAUACAGUAUUUUUUGUAGAGAAUCUAGUGAUGAUAUUAGCAAAAUACGAUCAUAAUCAGAUGUAUUAUAUCGGAGGCAAUUCGGAGAGUGUUGAGCAAGACGUGAUACACUCGUAUACAAUGGCUUAUGGGGGUGGUGGAUUUGCUAUUAGUUAUCCUCUAGCCAAGGAGCUCGUCAGAGUUUUGGAUGGCUGCGUUGAUCGAUACUCAUUUUUUUACGGCUCCGAUCAGAGAGUUCAGGCUUGCAUGAGCGAGAUUGGUGUUUCUCUCACCAAAGAGCUUGGUUUCCACCAGGUUGAUAUAAGAGGAAACCCAUAUGGUUUACUAGCCUCACACCCACUAGCGCCAUUGGUCUCUCUCCACCACCUAGACUAUGUACAAUCAAUAUUUCCAGAUAUGACUCAGAUUGACUCGCUCAAUAAGCUCAUCAAACCUUACGGAAUGGAUCCGGGUCGGACUCUACAGCACAGUUUCUGUUACGAUUGGAACCGUAGUAGAUCGGUGUCAGUCUCUUGGGGCUACACCAUACAGUUAUAUCCAUACUUGGCAACGGCUAAGCAACUUGAGACUGCGUUUCAAACGUUUCAAACAUGGCGGAGUUGGAGCAAUGGUCCAUUUACGUUCAACACUCAACCCAUGAGUCAUGACCCGUGUGAGAGACCCGUUGUAUAUUUCUUGGAUCGGGUUGAGAGUGUUGGGCAGGGUCAGACCUUGACCACGUACAGAAGACACGUGGAGAAAGGAAAUGAAGGUUGUGACCGACCGGACUAUGCUUCUAUUCAGGCAGUUCAGUUUGUCAAUGUGACAAGUUCCACUUUGAAGCCUGACAUUUGGAAUAUGGCACCACGUAGGCAGUGCUGCGAGAUAAUCAACAGCAAAAUGGAGGAGGUGGUAGGAGUCAAGAUUAGAGGUUGCCAUCAAUUUGAAAGCGUCACUCCUCCGUAGAAAAUUUUACGCGGAAUCAUCCCAAGCUGCUGGAGCUGUACACUCCGUCUCUUCAAGCUAAUUAAUAAUUCUGCUUCAGUUGUUGAAUGCCAAUUGGCCAACUACUGCGGCCUACUUACGGACUCGUCACCAAGGAUUUGUUCUUCUUCCUGUACAUAUUUAGUUUCCUUUUUGUACUUUACUGCCGCGUCUCCUACGCAAAACAGGUUGAUUUUGUUUUUUUGAAAGUCUUUGUGAUUUCUUUCUUGAGCUGACAAUACAAAGAAAAAAAAAAAAAAAUCUUUUUCUUAUUUCAA
Messenger RNA from Manihot esculenta (cassava), 2115 nucleotides. RefSeq lists its product as uncharacterized. The coding region runs from base 302 to 1819 and encodes 505 amino acids. Gene Ontology annotation, molecular function: acetylglucosaminyltransferase activity. Lineage: Eukaryota; Viridiplantae; Streptophyta; Magnoliopsida; Malpighiales; Euphorbiaceae. The transcript is spliced from 3 exons. The record is from RefSeq and is a predicted model, not a curated record.